AUGCACGUCUCCGUGUUCCACCAUGCGGUCUCAACAUUCUAUGCCCCCAGCGAACUCGCGGAAACCACAGGAAUGCACAGAGAGCUCCUCAGAUGCAACCCGGACUGGAACUCGGGGAAAGGAAGGUACGAUCCAUGCUUCGUUAUGACCAAUCCGACCGAGAUUGGUCUCGAUGCCCUCACGGUGGCCCGCCUGCGAGUCUGCAUAUCCUUCACAUAUGAAGGUGUGCAGCACGAGUGCGCGCUGGUCGAAUGGUUUGAGAGGGACGUACUAGAUGUGGAGACAGGGAUGUUGACUGUUCGGCAUGAGCUCGAUGCGGACGAUGAAGAUCACGAACAUACGGACACUCUAGAUAGACUAGAACGUUUUUAUGUUAACUGGUACGCAGAUUAUCACGCUCACGAGCAUCUUUUGUAG
Messenger RNA from Epithele typhae, 417 nucleotides. RefSeq lists its product as uncharacterized. Bases 1 to 417 code for a protein of 138 amino acids. NCBI's taxonomy places the organism in Eukaryota, Fungi, Basidiomycota, Agaricomycetes, Polyporales, Epitheliaceae. The record is from RefSeq and is a predicted model, not a curated record. The transcript is spliced from 2 exons.